This is a messenger RNA of Didymodactylos carnosus, 1734 nucleotides long. The record is from the annotation of a GenBank genome assembly. NCBI's taxonomy places the organism in Eukaryota, Metazoa, Rotifera, Eurotatoria, Philodinida, Philodinidae.
AUGUACAACAACAACGUCGUUAUAUUAUUAUUUUUAAUAAUAUUUCAUUAUUGUUAUUCUAUACCAACAUUAGAUAUUCGUUAUCCACAAUUUUUUCAUAUUGUUAAUAAUACGGUAGAAAUUCUUGAAGGUAAAACACCCGGUAGUUUUAUUGCAUUUAUUAAUCUAUUAAAUGACACAACAACAAACAAUAACAAUGAUUGGACAUUAACUGUUAGUAAUAAUGAUUUUACUGUUCAACCAUCGGCAGCUUUAGCAGGACGUUCAUGGACAUUGAUAACAACAAAUACACUCGAUCGUGAACGUACAUCAUUUUAUCAAUUUCAAAUUGAAGCAAAACAUCUUGUUAAACCAUUUCAUACACUUUAUCAAAAAGUCAACAUAAAAAUAUUAGAUGUCAAUGAUAAUUUACCAAUAUUUAAUCAUUCUCUUUAUUUAUCUAACAUAAAACCAACUAUUGAAUAUGAUGAAUUGAUAAUACAAGUGAGUGCAUAUGAUUUAGAUGAGGGAAAAAAUGGUGAAAUUAUUUAUAGUCUUAUUAAUUAUAAUGAUUUAUUUCGAAUUAAUUCAAAAGAUGGACGAAUAUUUUAUAUUGGUAAAAAUAAAUUAAAAUCUGAUACACGUUAUGAUGUUAUUAUACAAGCACAAGAUAUGGGUGAACCACCAUUAUCCAGUACAACAUUAUUGAAAGUUAAUAUAACAUCAUCAUCAUCACCAUCAUCAUCAUCAACAUCUCUGUCCAAUUCAUGGCUUAUACUUACCGGUAACGGAAAUGGUGAACAAAAUCCAAAAAGUAUUUUAAUUAUUGCUGGUUUACUAGCACUUGUAUUUGUUUUCUGUUCGAUAAUUAUCUGUUCCGUUUGUCGAUAUCGUUUAAAACGACGAAAAAAAUUAUUAAACAAUAACAAUGGUAAUAUAAAUAAUACAAAUGAUAGUAGUGGACGACGAUUAAAAUCGACAUCAUCUUCGGCAUCAUCAUCGUCAUCAUCCGGUUCAAUCACCGAUAAUGAUUUACAACAAAGAAUAAAUGUUGCCAAUGGUGAAUAUUGUCAUACAGAUGAUGAUCAUUUUGAACGAGCGGUUCUAUAUGAUCCAAUUGCAUCGUAUCCCAACUCAUAUAUUCUUCUAAAACAGAAUGAUAGUCAAACUCCAUCAUCAUCUUUAACAUGGUAUGGUUAUGAAAAUAAUAAUACAAAUAAUAACAAUAACAAUAAUAGUAAUAUUCUGAAUGAUCAUCAUGAUAAAGUGCAAUAUACUAACUCUCCAAAUAAUCAAUUACAUUGUGAUGAUAAUCGAAUAAAAUUACAAACAUUAUCAACUGAUAAUAAUACAAAUCGUCAAGGAUCGUCAUCUACCUCAUCACCAGUACGUUCGGAUGAUGGAUGUUAUUGUUCGUCGGAUAUGUCUUCGGAGCAAUCGAAUCAUUCAGCAUUUGCUCUACAACUUGACUCAUCACAAGGAUUUUUAUUAAAUCCAUCUUCAUUGUCUUCUACUGAUCCACAACAAUCACAAACAGUAAGUAUUAUUCAUAAUGAAAAUUGUCGACUUAAAACAUCGAAACACGUCAGAUUUAAAGCAGAUAAUACAGUAAUGAUGAUUAAUACAUCAGUGUUAUCGGGUACAACUUCAGUUGAUUCUACGACGGCCAUGAAACGUUUUGAAAAUAUUUAUGGUGGUAAUAAUACUACAAAUACUACAUCGCAUACAAUUGAACCACAUGCAUCCUACGUUUAG